UGCUGCUGAGAAGUAUUUUAGUUGAAUUUGAAGCAACGCCCGAACAGGUUUAGCGCGAAUGUGUUUAGGAAUGUUAAUAAUAGUGUAAACGAGACGGAAAUAUGCAAACCUUUUUGAGAAACAGUGAUCAUUUAUUUACUUUUACCAAAAGUAGUUUGUAUAGUUGUAUUAAAUUAUUAAUAAAAAGAAUUCCUGGAUUGAAAGAGAGGAAAUGAUAAAAUAGAUCGCUCUAAACAAAACAAUGUGGAUGUAAACAUUUUUUUAUAGAUAAUAUGUACAUAUACGUUUAUGGACGUAUGUAUACAUAUGUACAUGCAUAUAUGUAUUCCUAUAGUAGAAGAAAAGGCCAACAAUAUUGGGGAGCGAAACGACCUUACUAAUAAUAAUUUCUCAAAAAGUUUGUUGGUCAUGUGGAGAAAACAUGAUAAUAUACAUUGAACCAAACUUUACGCCGCAAAGCAAACCAGCAACAGAAUUUUGUGGCCUAUUUACUUGUAUAUGCAAGGCGAGAAACUCGAAAGUAAAAAAAUUUGGAACUUUCAGAGAGGAAACCACAUUGUUUUUUAGUAUUAUUUUGCAAAUAUACUUCUACCACUCCCAAACUUUAAAACAUACGGUAUGUUUUAAAAAUAUCAAACCAAAACUUGACGUAGUCUACACAAAGUCUCAAAAGUACUCAAGAAUAUGGUUUAUUUUGAUUUUAUUGCUGCCAACUUUGCAUGAAAUCAAUGGUCAUGAAAUGUCCGGCCAAACGUCAAAUUUAAAUGGAAUAUUUUCAUCCCGUAAGCAAUAUGAUAAUAGCCAAUUAUCCUCAUCGCCGCCGAAAAAUCUCACCAUUAAAGCUGAGAGCGUCAGAACCUACCAACUACAACUAAGAAUCCAAACCAAAAUAUCACGUACGGAAAAGAAUCUCAACAAUUUAUUCAAAAGGAUAAGACUGCAACGAAGAGGCUCAGUUCAUAAUGCCAGUUUAAAAAACACAUCUUACUUAAAUAAUCAGGAAACAGCUGUUGAACCGAGAAAUACGUUAACAAUUAACGGAAGAAAGACCAGAGAAAUCGGAGACAUUCUGUUGGGAGAAAGAACCGUUAAUAAGCAGCCGCACAAAAAGCCAAAUUCAAAGCAAAUAGAUGCAGAAAAGCUAAAGCGCCUUAUUUUAAAAGGCCUUGGUAUGAAAAAAAUUCCAGAUAUGAGAAAGGUUAAUAUAAGCCAAGUUGAGUAUUCCAACAAAUAUAUAGAAUACCUGAACCGUCUAAAAAGUGGCCACGAAAAGAGUGAUAGCUAUUUUAAUAACUACUUAGGACCUUCUUCCGUAAGAGACCUACAUUUGUUGAGUAUUGUUUCAAACAAAUUUAACGACAUAAGCAACAAACGAUGGCGUCAUAAAAGAUCACUUAAAACCAAAAAAAGAAAAAAUAAAGCUGUCGAAAUUGGGCAACAGGACAAAACGAACAUACUUUUACACUUCCCAUUGACAAAUUUAAAAAAUGAAAAUUUCCAUUAUGACAAAAUUGACGAAGCCAAUGUUAGGCUUAUGCUUCUUUAUAGCUCAUCCCUGGCAACGAACUCUAGAAACUCUAGAAAUCGAAAAUUCAGUCACAUUUAUAGAAAUAACAGUUCAAAGGAUAAUAUAAGAAACUGUAAUUUUGGUUUUGUUAACGCUAAUCAAUCCAAAAAGGCCAAAAGUCGGCAUUUAGUUCUUAAAGUCUAUCAACGUCUUUCAGCGAACAGACGAGCUUUACUAACGUCCCGAAAAAUCGAAUUCGAAAAUAUUGGCUACGAAGAAACUCGGACUCAGUGGAUAGAGUUCGACGUAACGAAAGCUGUUCGUUGUUGGUUGAACAAUAGCCACGAAAAUUUGGGUAUAGAAAUUCAAUGUGAUAAGUGCAAAAGCGUAGGUGCUCGAAUACUUAGUGACUCUAGCCCGAAGUCAUCGCAGUCGUCAUCAGCGAAAUCUUCAGCCUCAAACGAUGAACACUUUAACCUUAUGCCAGUUCUAAAUAUAAUUGUACACGGUGCCUUAAGAACCGAACGGGAAGGUGACUCGGACGUCCAUCACAUCCUGUUGUCCAAUAAUAGAAGCGGUGAAUAUGUUCAUCACCAAUCGAUCCACGAUGCCUCUUGGGCAAAAGACUCGUGGAACAACAAUUGUUACAAAUUACACCAACGGUGCUGUAGAAAUCAGUUAAAUGUAGCCUUUAGAGACAUUAAGGGUUUUGAGUUUAUAUUGCAGCCCAAGGUAUUUGAUGCAGGCUAUUGCCAAGGACGAUGCCCACCACGUCAUAAUCCGGCCCAUCAUCACGCCCUGCUGCAAAGUCUUAUAUGGCAAAAGGACCACACGCUAGCACCCCGUCCGUGUUGUACACCCUCAAAGCUUGAAGUGCUCGAAAUUUUGCACGUUGACGAAAAUAACAGCAAUAAGCUAAAGAUUUCCACCUGGAGUGAUAUGCAAGUUCUAGAAUGUGCCUGCUCUUAAACAAAAUGAAAUAAUAUUAUUAUACAUACAACUUUUACCUAAAUGUCUUUUUAUUCAUACAAAUUAUUUUAAGGUAUUCAUUUUUGUACCACUUUUAACGAAUAUUUAAAUAAAUAUUAGUAUUUUGUUCAAAAAUA
Drosophila ficusphila is the source of this 2613-nucleotide messenger RNA. RefSeq names its product inhibin beta A chain (gene mav). Gene Ontology annotation, molecular function: cytokine activity; growth factor activity. The transcript has 2 exons. Bases 422 to 2476 code for a protein of 684 amino acids. The record is from RefSeq and is a predicted model, not a curated record. Gene Ontology annotation, biological process: SMAD protein signal transduction; BMP signaling pathway. Gene Ontology annotation, cellular component: extracellular region. Lineage: Eukaryota; Metazoa; Arthropoda; Insecta; Diptera; Drosophilidae.